Molecule: messenger RNA, 700 nt
Organism: Polyodon spathula (Mississippi paddlefish)
Lineage: Eukaryota; Metazoa; Chordata; Actinopteri; Acipenseriformes; Polyodontidae
Product: parvalbumin, thymic-like
Exons: 5
Coding region: 91-423 (110 amino acids)
Cellular component (GO): nucleus; cytoplasm
Molecular function (GO): calcium ion binding
Source: RefSeq, a predicted model, not a curated record
AAGAGGGCUUGCAGAUUCGGCACAGCGACUUCUCUGAACACAGCAAGCUUCCCUCCUGUGCAGUCAACAAGACCUCAAAAAACCAUCACAAUGGCCAUUACUGACAUACUCGCCGCUGCUGACAUCACCGCUGCUCUGACCGGCUGCAAGGCUGCUGACUCCUUCAGCUACAAGACCUUCUUUGCUGCCGUUGGACUUUCCAAGAAGUCUGCGGGUGAUAUUGCGAAGGUUUUCGGAAUCAUUGACCAGGACAACAGUGGCGAGACGUGGGCUCUCCUUUCCAAGAGGCUGUUUCUGCAGAACUUCUCCAAAGAUGCAAGAGUCCUGACAGCGGCCGAGACCAAGGCCUUCCUUGCCGCUGGUGACUCCGACGGUGACGGCAAAAUCGGAGUUGAUGAGUUCUCCGCCCUGGUCAAGGCAUAAAUAAAUCCCUGAAGACCAAGAUCAACGGAUUCUCCAUGUUCGUCACGCCCCCCACAAACCUCGCAGUCUUAAAGGCACAUCUCUGUAUUUUUUUAUAGACCAAUUCUAAAAUUCCUGUAUGUUAGCUACAUUGUUGGAACCAUUUCAGCUUUCCACCUGUGUGCAGGUAUUUUAGCCCAUAUUGCUUCACUUCUUAAUAUGGAAGGUGCUCUGUGAAAUCGUCCAAACACAAUGUUUCAAUUGUGGUUGGAAGAGGGAAUAAAAUAAAUACUUUUGC